AUGAAGACUGCCUUCCUCUCCCUCGCCGCCGCCGGGCUGGCGAGCGCCCACACCAUCUUCACGUCGCUCGAGGUCGGCGGCGUCAGCUCGGGCACGGGGCAGGGCGUGCGGGUGCCCAGCUACAACGGCCCCAUCACCGACGUCACGUCAAGUAGCAUGGCCUGCAACGGCAACCCCAACCCGACCUCGCCCACCUCCAAGGUCAUCACGGUCCAGGCCGGCCAGGACGUGACGGCCAUCUGGCGCUACAUGCUCAGCACCACGGGCACCUCGCCCAACGACAUCAUGGACUCGUCCCACAAGGGCCCCACCAUGGCCUACCUCAAAAAGGUCAACGACGCCACCACCGACUCGGGCGUUGGCGGCGGCUGGUUCAAGAUCCAGGAGGACGGCCUGCCCUCGGGCGGCCAGGGCCUGUGGGGCACCGAGAAGGUGAUCCAGGGCCAGGGAAAGCACCGCAUCCGCAUCCCGCAGUGCAUCGCUUCCGGGCAGUACCUGCUCCGCGCCGAGAUGCUGGCCCUGCACGGCGCCAGCGGCCCCGGCGGCGCCCAGUUCUACAUGGAGUGCGCCCAGAUCAACGUCGUCGGCGGCACCGGCACCAAGACGCCAUCGACCGUCAGCUUCCCGGGCGCGUACAAGGCCAACGACCCCGGCGUCACACUCAGCAUCUACUGGCCCGUCGUCACCUCCUACAAGAUCCCCGGCCCUGCCGUCUUCACCUGCUAG
Gaeumannomyces tritici R3-111a-1 is the source of this 726-nucleotide messenger RNA. Its product is annotated as endoglucanase II. The transcript is spliced from 3 exons. Bases 1 to 726 code for a protein of 241 amino acids. Lineage: Eukaryota; Fungi; Ascomycota; Sordariomycetes; Magnaporthales; Magnaporthaceae. The record is from RefSeq and is a predicted model, not a curated record.